UGGGGACCCCGAGAGAGCUGAGCUGGGGGAGGGGGUUCUCACACACCCCAAGAGGAGUCGGGGUGCUGGGUCACCGCUUCCCUGCCCCGUGUCCCGCAGGCGGAGGUGCCGGGAAGGCCAUGGAGGCGGCGGUGCCGGCGGAGGAGUCGCUGGUGCUGGUGGAGUACGGCUUCGAGUACCGCGCCAAGGACGGCACCUUGGUCUCCAUCAAACCCAACGAGCGCUACAUCCUCCUCAAACGCACCAACCCCCACUGGUGGCACGUCCGGCGGAGCGGGGACGCCCGGCCCUUCUACAUCCCGGCCCAGUACGUCAAGGAGCUGCCCCCCAUCGCCUCCCCAGCCCCGCUCGACCCUCCGCCGUCGGGACAUGUCGCGACGGAGCCGGCCCCGCUCGUCCCCCAGCACCCACCAGCCUACGAGUAUCGGUUCGUCAGUGCCACCGAGCCGGGGGAGCCAUCGGGGGGGUGCCCGGUGCCCCGGCGGGACUCGGUGCCAAGGAGGGACUCGGUGCCCAGGAGGGACUCGGUGCCCAGGAGGGACUCGGUGCUCCAGAGGGAUUCCCCGCCGUCACUCAGCUCUUUCCGGGUCCCCUCGGGACUGACCCCGAAGCCCGCCGAGCCCGUGAGACCUUCGCACUCCCUGGAUGACCUGGCGCGGGUGACACCGUCACCACGCGGUGCCACCACCACGGGGGCUCGCGGGGACUCGCCAGGACACGCUCGGCCGCUCGGGAAGAGCCGCUCCGAGACGCUCUGCGCCCCCGGCAAGGACAGGGAUGUGGCCAGGAGGUGGCCGGGGGCCGGCCCUGCGGCUCAGGCGCGCAAGGAGCCGGAGGAGCCGCCUGAUCCCAUCUACCUCAACAUCCAGGAGCUGCGGGAAGAAGCCGCCGCUGCCGGCUCGGUGCCGGAGGAGCCCGGCGGCUCCGUGUCGGACUGGGAAACACACACGGACACGGAGAGUGGACAUUUGUUUUAUUAUAACCCCGUGACGGGCCAGACCACGUGGGAUUGUCCCUUUGGGCAGGCGGCCGACGGAGUGAGUCCCGCCGCCUCUCCCGCCUCCUCGCUCGCACACAGCCCGGAGUUUCCCGCCUGGGAACAGCACGUGGAUGAAGGAAGCGGCCAGACCUUUUUCUAUAAUUCGGUAACAGGUGAGACGUCGUGGGACCCCCCCAGUGCGGGAGACACAGGCAGCCCCCAGGAUAUGUACCCUGGGGGGACGCGGUACAGCCCCACGGAGCAGAGGCCGCCCACUCCAGAAACGGACUAUCCCGACCUGUCUCCAGAUGAGCUGGAGGGUUAUCCCGAGGAGGAUUACUCGCCCGUGGGCUCCUACGACCAGGGGGCUGCUCCCUGCUUGUCCCCGAGGCGCCCUGAGGAGCUGGGCUCACCCCCGGGCUGGUACGGGCACGGCCACCACGAGGGAGUCGUGUUCUACCCCGAGCACUUCUCUGACACGGUGCCAUCAGGUGGCCACCACCACCGUGCCAGCAGCAGCUCCAGCCAGGACAGCGGGCUCUUCGCCUGGCACGGCACCGUGUCACCGGCACUGGGCACCAAGGAGGAGAAGUUUAAAAGCCUCGAGAAAGCUGGGGUGCUCAACCGGACCAAGACGGUGGACAGAGGGAAGCGGCUCCGGAAGAACUGGAGCUCCUCCUGGACGGUGCUGGAGGGGGGGAUCCUCACCUUCUUCAAGGACUCCAAGCACUCAGCUGCCGGUGGCUUGCGGCACCCCAGCACCCUGACCACCCCCGAGCACACGGUGGAGCUGCGGGGGGCCAGCCUGGCCUGGGCCGGCAGGGACAAAUCCAGCAAGAAGAACGUCCUGGAGCUGAGGACGCGCGAGGGCUCGGAAUUCCUCAUCCAGCACGACUCGGAGCAGAUCAUCAGCGCCUGGCACAGGGCCAUCGCCGACAGCAUCGGCCGGCGGGGCUCCGACAUCCCCGGAGAGGAGGACGCCGAGAGCGGGGCUGAGCUCGGCUCCCGGGAGAAGCUGGGGAGCGGCGAGGAGAGGAGGGCAGAGAUCCAGGACCCGGCCAUGCGGGGCCGGUGCAUCCGGGACCUGGUGCUGUCCCUCCCGCCCGCCCACCACGACACCAUGAAGGUCCUUUUCCGCCACCUCUGCAGGGUGAUCGAGCACAAGGAGGAGAACAGGAUGUCGGUGCAGAGCGUCGCUAUCGUCUUCGGGCCCACCCUGCUGCGGCCGGCGAGCGAGGAGAGCAACAUGGCCAUGCACAUGGUCUUCCAGAACCAGGUGGUGGAGCACAUCCUCAACCACUACGGCUACAUCUUCCCGGAUGGAUAAACCCCCAGGACACACAGUGGGGACUCGACGCAGCAGCGUCUCCAGGAAAGGACCCAGACGUGUGUCACCUCGGGCGAUGGGAGGUGGCCGUGGCUCCACGGAGGACAGGAUGGUGGCCCAGCUCGAGGGAUGGGCACCCCGGGGGGUCCUCCUCGGCCACCCACUCCCACUGGGGCCGGAUCCACCCCAAGGGGCCGUGGGGUUUGCGGGGUCCCCACUGGUCAGUGGACUGUGGAGCCCUGCAGGGCGCAGCUCGCCGGGGCCAGCGGCACCGAGCCGGCAUUCCCAGGAGGAGA
Molecule: messenger RNA, 2602 nt
Organism: Empidonax traillii (willow flycatcher)
Lineage: Eukaryota; Metazoa; Chordata; Aves; Passeriformes; Tyrannidae
Gene: ARHGAP27
Product: Rho GTPase activating protein 27
Exons: 11
Coding region: 120-2306 (728 amino acids)
Biological process (GO): signal transduction; regulation of GTPase activity
Cellular component (GO): cytoplasm
Molecular function (GO): protein binding
Source: RefSeq, a predicted model, not a curated record